CACUCCUACGGCUCCGGUGGUUGCCGCUCCGGGCCCGCCGCCGCGCCGUCGUCACCGUCGCCGCCACCGCGUCCGGGCCUCCGGGCCCUACCGCCGCCGCCAUGAAGCUACGGGUCCGGCUGCAGAAGAGGACCUGGCCGGUGGAGAUGCCAGACGCGGAGCCGACGCUGGGGCAGCUGCGCGCGCACCUCAGCCAGGCCCUGCUGCCGUCGUGGGGCUUCAGUUCUGAUACCCGGUUUGCAAUCACAUUGAACAACAAGGAUGCCCUCACUGGAGAUGAAGAGACCUUGGCUUCAUAUGGGAUUGUUUCUGGGGACUUGAUAUGUUUGAUUCUUGAAGAUGCCAUUCCAGCACCUAACUUACCUUCAUCCACAGAUUCAGAGCAUUCCUCACUCCAGAAUAAUGACCAACCCUCUUUGGCCGCCAGCUCCAAUCAGUCCAUCGUACAGGAUGAACAACCAAGUGAUUCAUUCCAAGGACAGGCAGCCCAAACUGAUGUCAGGAAUGAUGAAAAUAUGUCGGGGCCUAGCCAGACUUUUGAAACUGAGUCAGUUCAAGAUGUUGUGGCUAUGGAAGAAGGCACAGGUGUCUGUCCCUCAGAACCGAUGCUCUGCAGUGAGUCGGUGGAGGGGCAAGUGCCACAUUCAUUAGAGGUCCUGUAUCACUCAGCCGACUGUUCCAGUCCCAGUGAUGCCUUGAUAGUGUCAAUACAUCUGCUCAUGCUGGAGUCAGGUUACAUACCUCAGGGGCCUGAGGCCAAAGCCAUGUCCAUGCCAGAGAACUGGAGGUCGGGCGGUGUGUAUAAGCUGCAGUAUACACACCCUCUCUGCGAGGGCGGCUCUGCUGCUCUCACCUGUGUGCCUUUGGGAAACCUAAUUGUCAUAAAUGCUACACUAAAGAUUAACAGUGAGCUCAGAAGUGUGAACAGAUUGCAGCUGCUGCCAGAGUCAUUUAUUUGCAAAACAGAACCAGGGGAAAAUGUGGCCAAGAUCUACAAAGAUCUUCAGAAGCUCUCUCGUCUCUUCAAAGACCAGCUGGUGUAUCCUCUUCUGGCUUUUACCCGACAAGCGCUGAACCUACCGGAUGUAUUCGGGUUGGUGGUUCUGCCGUUGGAGCUGAAACUGCGGAUCUUCCGACUUUUGGAUGUUCGUUCUGUUCUGUCUUUGUCUGCAGUUUGUCGUGAUCUCUUUAUUGCUUCAAAUGACCAACUGCUGUGGAGGUGUUUAUAUCUGCGGGAUUUUCGAGAUGGUACUGCGAGAGUUCGAGACACAGAUUGGAAAGAACUGUACAGGAAGAGGCUGAGACUGUGGAGCUUUAUAUAUUGCUGGUGCGUCACAAGCAUGAAGUCAUGGUUUGGCAGCAGCACGUCCCCUGCGCGACUCUGUGACCAUCGCUGAGAAUGUUGUGGAGGCAAGCUCGUUGAGAGUGCCGCGCAGGGACUGAUCGUCAGGAGGGAGUGCGGUAACGAUGGAGAGAACACAGAGAGGCCAUGGAGGAGCGAGGAUAUGCAUAUUCAGUGUCCCUGGAAAGCUGACUUCACACCUAAUUAAACUACAGCACCAUCUUGCCAUGGUGAGAGGGGGAAGACCUGGACCAAGUUAUUUUCUCUGGCUGGUGGCAGUGUCCGCUGAAGCUGCAUCAUUAAAUCCCCGUUCAUUGUGCUACACCCUUGGCACCCAUGGUUCAGCCUCACCAAGUCAGCCUGGAGGGAAAAUGCCAGCCUUUCUUUGGGUCAAAGUUGUGCAACAAAGCAAAAACCAAACCACCUGUCAGAAUCUCUAUAGAGUGACUCCUUUACUCCCUUCUUUUUGCCCUUUCCCAUUCAAAAAUGUCACAGCUAUUAAAGGUUAAGUGUUUGGAAGGAACACGUGUUAGCCUGUGUGUGGCAACAGUCCAUUUUGGGGGUCUAUGGUCUCUGCAAGACCAUUCCUGUUCUCUACAUUCACACUCAGACCAGUGGGGAAAUUGACUCAAAUGUGCCGGUUAUAAACUAGUGUUAUGCCAUGGAUCACAUGUGUGCACGGUUAUAAAUAUCAGGAUGCCUGGCCUGAUUAAAAAAAAAAAAAAAAAUCUUGUGCUACUGUAGUGGGAGCAUCUGGGAGUUACAGCUUGAAUGUUGAGAAGUUUUUAGGGACAAGGGACAGAAUAUAAGAAAGUGGGAAAAUGUAAGCCGCGCAGUCACAGUUGGCGGAGCCACGAAUUUUUGCUCAGCGAAGGAGUGGGUGCCUGGCUGUAAAGAGCCCAUACCAAUACUGAGCUCAUGCAGGGGGCCUUCCCACUGAGCUCAGCUCAGGGCUGCUGGUCUAACUUCAAUUUGCAUGCAAAAUACUUGGGGAGACUGACAAAGACAAGGGUCUGGGCCUUAUGACCAGAAUUCUGCCUCCUUUGCUCUGAAUUGAAGCUAGCUGUGCCCACGCUUUGAGAAACUUUGUCCAGCCUAUGACCACUCUGUUGUGUGUUUCCAGUUGUGUUUUAUUACUAUGUGAGAAUCAGGUGACCUUGACUUUUUCCGACCUUAAUCUCCAAUGUACAAGAGCAGUGGCUGCCUUAGGUGUUUCCUAUGCUCUUGAUCUCCCCAAACAU
Molecule: messenger RNA, 2583 nt
Organism: Panthera uncia (snow leopard)
Lineage: Eukaryota; Metazoa; Chordata; Mammalia; Carnivora; Felidae
Gene: FBXO7
Product: F-box protein 7
Exons: 11
Coding region: 102-1397 (431 amino acids)
Biological process (GO): autophagy of mitochondrion; positive regulation of autophagy of mitochondrion
Molecular function (GO): protein kinase binding
Source: RefSeq, a predicted model, not a curated record